Molecule: messenger RNA, 726 nt
Organism: Quercus robur (English oak)
Lineage: Eukaryota; Viridiplantae; Streptophyta; Magnoliopsida; Fagales; Fagaceae
Product: pectinesterase 3-like
Exons: 3
Coding region: 1-726 (241 amino acids)
Biological process (GO): cell wall modification
Molecular function (GO): pectinesterase activity
Source: RefSeq, a predicted model, not a curated record
AUGGCCAAAAAGGUAAAUAGGAGUCUUAGAGAUAUUGAACUUUCUAAUUUGUCCAUAGAGGUCAAAUCGGAUGUUCAAUCUUGCAAAGAUGAUUUGGGUAUGAAUGUACAUCUGCUUGUUGAAACUAUUGCAUCUCUAGGGGCUAAUUUCUCUGUGGCUGGGGCAGAUUUGGGUAUGAUUGGAAAAUCGUUGGUAAACUGUGAGCUGUUUCAGUCAAACUAUAUGAAUGAGUUGAUUAAAAGUGAUUCUAAAUUCUUUAUCAGAAGGAAUGAGAUAAAAUUAUUGAAGGAACAUAGGGGUCUAUUUAUUGCAUUUUUCAUCACUUCUUCUUUCCUUAAUACAAGAUAUGAAGUUCAUGACUCAACCAAAGCUUGGUUGAUUCAUUCAUUUCCCAACGAGUUUAGUAGGAGCGAAGUCACACCAAACAUAGUGGUGGCUAAGGAUGGCACAGGGGUUGUUGAAACCAUUAGAGAGGCCAUUAGACAUGCUCCCUUGGUAAUUCCUGGUUUGCCCAAGUUUCAGUUUGUUGGUGAAAACUGGCAAACCACCAUCAUUCAGGGAGAGCUAUAUAGAAUUGAAAAGGAGUUAUCUACCUUGCACACGACAACGUUCACCAUGAAGGGGCCAAACUUCAUUGGAGAGGAGUUGACGAUAUUAAAUAUGGCUGGACCAGACAAACAUCAAGUUGUAGCCCUUGUGGUUAGUGCCCCUGAAAUGGCCUUUUAA